This is a messenger RNA of Cotesia glomerata, 1981 nucleotides long. RefSeq lists its product as uncharacterized. The transcript is spliced from 2 exons. Lineage: Eukaryota; Metazoa; Arthropoda; Insecta; Hymenoptera; Braconidae. The record is from RefSeq and is a predicted model, not a curated record. The coding region runs from base 291 to 1898 and encodes 535 amino acids.
GUUGCGGGUCGCCAGCCGCAGCAGUGGUUAUCACGGCUCGCGAGAUGCAGCCGCGGACGUAGCUGCUCGUUACUCCCAGAGAGCAGCCAUGACCCAUAGCUCGAGCGCUUGCGCAGUUCCGUGUGGACUGGUGGUAGUCAUAAUAGGCUCGAGGAGCCGUGACGGCUCGUCUGGCGAGGCUCUUUACUCUGGUUGAGACGCAACCGUCUGUUAAGACUCCGCUGAGCAGCCUCUUCGGCUCGAGGAGUGUCUCCGCAGCCGUCAGGCUCGGGGUAUUGCUAAUACAGGCAAUGGAAGUCCCACAGUCGGCCUUCGUGACUAUGGAGGAGCUAGUGGAAGAAGCAGCCGUGACUGAGGAGCAGGACAAGGUCCUGGACAGACUGAAAUUGGCAGCAGAAGAAUGGUUACCGACUGGUUGGAGAAAUUGGAAGGUAGUAAAUCUCUCCAAGGAAGAGAUUUUUGGGGAUGAGCUAGAUCCUCAAGUGCUUAACAAGCUAAGAUUUGCUUUGCCUACAGUGGCAAUUGCUCGGGCGUUUAACCCGUCGACUCAAGACCUACCAGAGAAACAGUAUCGGGACUUCAAGGUCGAAAUGUUGAACUGGGCUUUUUGCAGAGCUCUCAUCAUGAGUCCUCCAGCGGUGGUUAAUAAGAUUAAGGGUUCAGCGAGUCAGGCAGAAAUAUUUUUGCACGCUUUGAAGCCCUUAAAGGACCAGUUCAUUUCCCGUAAGCAAGCGGCAGACUUGUUAAGGCCCGAGGAAGAAACUUCGGAGGAGGAACAGAACGAAAAUGAACCUCUUGAUGGUGCUGCUGGUAAGAGAAGGAUUCCAAUGCCGAACAAUCCGGCCAAAAGAUCAAGGAUUGCGCAGUUAGAAGAAAGGAUGGAGAACAUGUUCCACGUCUUGUUAGAUAAAAUUGAAAACAAGAACGCUGAAAAUGAGUGGAGUGUUGGCAGCUCAGAGGAAUCGGAUGGUGAGAGUUUGUCGGACGGCGAUCCGACCAUCGAUCAGAUUGCCGAUGCAACAGCAUGGAAGGCACCCGAGUUGAUGCCGACCCAGGAAAAGCAACCAGUUAGUUUGGAAGCUCUGGCUUUAGUUCCUCAAGUUAAAGAAAGUGCUCCGGCAGUUCCACCUCCGGCUCCAGAAAUCAAAGCGCAGGGCUUAGAGUGCCAAAAGCUGGGUACUGCAAGCUGGAACAGGAUUAGGUACAAGGAUGUUCAGAAAAAGCUUCAAGCCUCGCCGGUAUUCGACGCUCUCAAAGUAAAUAGCCAAUUGGAGAGUCUUGCACCUAAGUCCUUUGCCAAUUCAAUGUUGGAAAGAGCGGAAGAAAUGGCAGGAACGAUCACUCAUGGCCUACUGAAACAGCGUCAGAAGCUCUCUGAGGGGAUGCAGAGGAUAGCGCAAAAGUACCCCGAAGCUUUUGAUGAAAUUAAAAACAACUUUUUAGGUGACUCGGCCUUCAAGGAGAUUUCCGACGACCUGCUUCAUUACACAUGCGCGAGGCGAGCAGAAUUGAUUGAGUUGAGGAGAAAGUCAUACAAACCUAAGGAUCAUCAUCUAGCGGCGAAGCUGGCUGAGAUUCCUCCCUCUGAGUCUCACCUGUUCGAUGAGGAAGCUUUGUCAAAAUUCUUUGAUCAGCGAGGUGGCUUUCACAGAGUUUUUUACCAACGACCCCAGAGCUUUGCCCCGAAAGCUGCAAAAGGGGGAAACUUUCGUAGCUCCAAACCCCAGCCAAGUCGCGGCCCAAGUAACUCGGCUCAGCCACGAGAACAAAAAAGCAGCUCGCACAAAUCGUCAUCCUCAGCGAAUUCGUCCUCCUUUCGAAAGCCAAGCACCAGAGACUUCAGAAAGUCCUCUGCAAGAACCGGUUCAGCUGGUAAGGACAGGCCCAGGAGAUUAUGACUAUCCGUUUUGCGGGGGUCAGCUAAAAAACUACGUCAACCAAUGGGCACAAAUGGGGGCUCCGGAUUACAUCUUGGAAAUGU